Guillardia theta CCMP2712 is the source of this 372-nucleotide messenger RNA. RefSeq lists its product as hypothetical. Bases 1 to 372 code for a protein of 123 amino acids. Lineage: Eukaryota; Cryptophyceae; Pyrenomonadales; Geminigeraceae. The record is from RefSeq and is a predicted model, not a curated record. The transcript is spliced from 2 exons. Gene Ontology annotation, molecular function: DNA binding.
AUGGGCGAGUCCUCUCAGGACACGCAGGCAAACUCAGGGGAUCAAGUGGAUGUGGAGGAUGAGGGCAGGGCACUCGUGGGAAGAGCUUCCCAAAGGAACGUCACCAUCCGCUGGACAAGAGAAGAGCAUGCCGCGUAUUUGAAGGGGUUGGAACGAUUCGGAACAGGUCACUGGAGCAGCAUCUCCAAGCUAUAUGUUCCCUCCCGUACGCCAGCACAAGUGGCGUCGCAUCAUCAGAAGUUUGCCAUCAGGAGCAACCUGCUUCCUGCCGAGAAGCAGAAGCCGUCCAUCCUCGACAUCACAACUCCCGCUGUGCAGAAGCUUCUGGCAGCGGAGAGAGAGAAGGAAAUCCAGCUCCAGAUGGCGCAAUGA